AUGGUCUCCGAGCAAGACAUUUGCUCCUCGGUGCUGGAGUUCGUGACAGAGGGUGGAUAUCCAGCCUCCGAGAAAGUUGUUGCUGCCGAGUUUCCAGUGUCAGCUCUUUCGGAGGAAUUGGACCUCCUGGGGAAAGCCAGAGAACAAGUGGAGGCUGAGAUCAGCUCUCUGAGUCGCGAAAACGAUUUCGACGCGGACGGAUGGAUCUCCCAGGCAAAGCAGCUUCAUGCCGACAUCGAACGCUCGAGGGUCACUGCACGAGAAAUCGUUGAACAACAUGAACACACAAAACCUCUUCGACUGAAGGUUGAAGAUGCCGCUGCUAAAGUCCAACUGAUCGAGACCGAGAUUGCAUUCAACCAAGCUGUUACGGAUACUCUGGAGGAGGUACAAAGGCUAUGCCAACAACUUGAUGCGGGGAGAGCCACUCUUGCCGAGGGCAAGAUUAUGAACGCCAUCGACACGUUAGAGGAGACUGAGAAGGCUGUGCGGAGUGAAAGCCUGAUCACAAAUACCAAUGUGUCGCAUGUAUUGCUGGAAACCGUCAGCGACCUGCGGCGGGAGAUCACGGACUUUCUUCGGAAUCGUUGGACUGAGCAACUUCGUGUCGACAAGCGGAAUGGGAAGCUGACAGUCUCAGCAAGUCCAGAACACCCAUUAGAGGACACUAUUGCGGCCCUUGCCCGACUUGAUAUACUCGUACCGGCAAUUGACCGUCUUGAAAAAGACCUAAUUGCUUCGAUCAUAGAGCCCAUUCUGUCACCUGCUCUUGAAGGACAAGGCCGUGAGGUUCGAUUGGGGGAUUCGUCGAUAGAGCUCGACCCUCAACCAUCGCCAUCCUCUGUACCAGAUGUUCUAGGUCGCAUGAAGAACGUCCUUGAAUUCUUGCGUCGCAAGCUCCCAGCGUCGAUAACAGAUUCAUUCACCGGGUCAUUGAUUCCAACCCUCUCAUCGAAAACCAUAUCCUCGUGGUUAUCGUCUGCGAUCCCGACGGAGCUCACGGGGCUGAAGGGAUUCGAGGACACCCUGGAUCAGGUUCUGCAGUUCACCAAGGCAGUCGAAUCACUCGGAUGGAAUGGUCAAGAAGAGCUUGUUUCGUGGGUCAACCAAGCCCCACGUCUCUGGCUCGCAAGGCGACGGGUAGACUCGUUAGACCAAGUUCGCAGAGUUCUUGCUGCGAGCCAGGGCCAUACGAAGAUGGUGGAGCGGAUUGAAAAGGAACAAGUAUCCCAGAAAGACGAGGCGUUUCUAGACCAAGGCUCCACCGAUGAUUGGGAUGCCGAAUGGGAUGAUGAUAAUGAGGACGAAUCGAAAGAGACAUCCUCUGAUCCUCAGCAUAAAGACGACGAGGAAGACGUCAGCGCCUGGGGCCUUGACGAUGAUGAUCACGAUGACUCCAAGCCAACAGUCGCAGAAUCAGAACCAGCUGCGGGUCAACCGGUUGAGGACGAUGAAGUAGACGCAUGGGGCUGGGGUGAUGAUGAUGAAGUACAAGAAGCUGAUACCGAAAAGCCUGGCGAGGCAAAACCAGCCGGACCUGUCAAUGGCGAAGGCACCGAUCAUGCCCCUACCUCGCGAGAGGUCACCUUGAGAGAACAAUACACUAUAACGGACAUCCCGGAUUCAAUCCUCAAGAUCGUCAGGCAGCAGAUUGCAGACUCUGAGGCCAUAUCCCAGCCUACUCACUCUCAUUCACGCGUGGUUUCCUCUGGGGCUGGCCUGCUUGCCCUCCCUACUUUGAUCCUUGCCAUGUUCAAAGCCACAGCUUCUGCCUUCUACGGCCUCAAACUUAGUUCCGGUCAGAUGUAUUUGUACAAUGACAGCUUAUAUCUUGCCGAACAAGUUCGCGGUCUUGUCGAGGAACAUGGAUUAGCAAGACUUCAACCUGACAUUGAGGCGCUUGAAAAGUUUGGUAAAUAUGCCUACAGCAAGGAAAUGCAAACACAACGCACGAUUGUCACCGACCUUCUCGAUGGUGCCCAAGGCUUCAGCCAAUGCUCCGAGCAACCUUUCCUCGGCGAGUGUGAGAAUGCAGUGAGCGCUACCGUUGACAGAAUCCGCGAUGUGUACAGAGAGUGGCAACCAAUUCUCUCACACUCAGCGUGUCUCCAGUCGAUUGGAUCCUUGGUGUCGACUGUCAUUAACAAGGUCAUCAUUGAUAUUGAGGACUUGGGAGACAUCUCAGAACCGCAAUCUCAGCGCCUGGUGUCCUUUUGCACCCAGAUCUCUCAGCUUGAAGAUAUCUUUAUGCCGGAGGCUUCAGGCGACGCUGAACGUGUACCGAUGACCGCAGUAUAUGUGCGGAACUGGUUGAAGUUCCAGUAUCUUAUCAAUAUUCUUGAGAGCUCCUUGGCUGACAUCAAAUUCCUCUGGUUGGAAGGAGAACUACGACUGGAGUUCUCGCCUGAGGAGGUCGUCGACCUGAUUGAGGCGUUGUUUGCGGAAUCCGAUUACCGCCGAAAAGCUAUCGCAGACAUUCGACGAGUAUCGCGGGGCUAG
Messenger RNA from Aspergillus terreus NIH2624, 2499 nucleotides. RefSeq lists its product as uncharacterized. NCBI's taxonomy places the organism in Eukaryota, Fungi, Ascomycota, Eurotiomycetes, Eurotiales, Aspergillaceae. Bases 1 to 2499 code for a protein of 832 amino acids. Gene Ontology annotation, biological process: endoplasmic reticulum to Golgi vesicle-mediated transport; mitotic spindle assembly checkpoint signaling. Gene Ontology annotation, cellular component: RZZ complex. The transcript has 4 exons. The record is from RefSeq and is a predicted model, not a curated record.